Molecule: messenger RNA, 12365 nt
Organism: Bombina bombina (fire-bellied toad)
Lineage: Eukaryota; Metazoa; Chordata; Amphibia; Anura; Bombinatoridae
Gene: DNAH3
Product: dynein axonemal heavy chain 3
Exons: 61
Coding region: 1-12231 (4076 amino acids)
Biological process (GO): microtubule-based movement
Cellular component (GO): dynein complex
Molecular function (GO): ATP hydrolysis activity; minus-end-directed microtubule motor activity; dynein intermediate chain binding
Source: RefSeq, a predicted model, not a curated record
AUGACCCUACAGCGUUUUCCUGCUUUAGGAUUUCUGAACACUUUGCUUUACUGUAUUGUUUCCAAGAUGGACUCUGAGCACAAUAUGAGUCACUCUAGAGGAUUACCAGGUUUGCCUCCAUUGCCAACAGCACCUGCACGAGAACCAUCUGAAUUGUAUCAGCUUGUCCUGAAACACAGCAACUAUCCACCGCUGAUGCAAAAUCCAUCCUGGACUCUGGCAGCUCCAUUUAAAGAGUUACGUUUUCAUCGUAAUCCUAGUAAUUCGAUAGCAAACAACUACUCACUCACUGCACGGGACCUAAAACUUGCAGAACUUCCAAAGAAGAUGUCGUCUCCCAGACCAAGCACAGCAAAAAAUACACCACAAUUAAGAACGCUGUCAACUUCAAAGGACUCUUCAUCCAUCCAGAAAAAGCUAAAAUCGUCUCCAAGGAGCAAAUGUAACACUGAUAGAACAUCUAACUACAGACAGUUAUUAGAGUCAUCCCCGCUGGAAGAACAAACGUCCCAAUCUGAUACCAUAGCAAUUCCCAAAGACAUAGCCAUGACGCCUGAAGAACAGCUACAGGUGAUGCACCAGCAUGAAAAGGAGAUAAGCAAACAAGAGGGGAGACCAUCUGAAAGGGACCUUGAGAGGUAUUUUUUCUACAUAAACCUUGGGAUUCAGACAGAAAUGCUGGCACAUCAGGAGAAGGAACAGAUGCACCGAAUAUUAGCCAAUGUUCCCAACAAACUAUCAAAAAAUUCAGUGCUGGAGAAAUUGAUGAAAAAUAUAAAAGAGGAGAUAGAAUCUGAUUAUUACACGAGUCUAAGGAAAAGUAUAGUUGAUUAUAUCCUGAAGGAUCCUGAAGAGAAAGACAGACUCUUCAUAGCAAACAUCCCUCACAGUUUUCCUCAUCGAGUAAUACGAGCUCCGGUUCCCUGGCACCUUUCCUGUAGAAAUGCCUACAAAUGGAAUGAGGAACAUCUCUUCAUAGUUAACCCCAUGAUGCUGUCAUUGCAACAUCUCUGGUUUACAGAGUUUGAUGACUUAAGGUUUGUUCGAACUCAAGAACUGCUCUCUGGCAACCUGCCUCUUCUUCCUGCUGAAUUUAAAGAGCUAGUUCAGAGUCAUUGUCUGGAUUCGCGGACCAUAUUGCGAAAUAAAUGGAUUCCAAAUUGUGCUAAACGUUUUAUAGCUGAAAAAGAUAAAUGGAUUCAUUUAGUUCCCCAAAAUGACAAUGAUUCAACGCUGCUGGUGCAGGAGUUUUUUUCCUGUGUUGGAGCACUUAUGUCUUUACAACUGCGUAGAAUGGUCAUCAAUUCGCUGCAAGAUCUCCUUUCUUUCUUCAGUAUACACAAGGAUGGAAAUGAUUUUGAAGAAUCAUAUAAUGAGAUGCAAUUCUUUACGCCUCAAAUCCUUAUUCUCAAGCUCAAAGUGGAAGAACCCAAAAUAGUGUUUGAGCCAAGUCUGGAAGAGUGUUGGAAUUUAAUACUGCAAUGCUUUCAAGAAAUUAUAAAGAGUGCGGAAGGACUUCCAAAAGUGGAAGUGGAUCUUUUCCCUGGACUUCAGAUGGAAAAUCUUAUUCUUGGCUCAGUGAAACAAGAAGAAUCGUUGGUUUCUGAUUAUGUCAGUAAAACAUUUGAGAUUUUCAACAUGAAUAUUAUUGGUCCACAAAAGUAUCUAAAUGUUUAUAGACGGUACAGUGACCUUCUUAACAAUAAGGCUCAGCAAGAUGUUACUAUGUUCCUUAAGGAAGAGCAUUCACUUCAAGCGUUUACUAAGAAAAUUGAUAGCCUGACACAGGUUAAGAAAGACAUAGCUUCCAUGCACAUUACAGUCCCACUGGCCAUGUUUUGUCUGGAUGCGUUGCGGCUAAAUGAUGAUCUUUGUUCCAGAACACAGAUACUGAAAAAUCGCCUUGUCCAGUUUGAAGUGGAUGAAAACAGGGAGCUCAAUAAGAGCAUCUGCUACAAAUACAGUGUUAUCGCUGAAAGGGUCAAUGAGGUGCCAGCUAGUACCGCAGGGCUGGUGAACCUCACAGACUUCCUAAGAACAUCUAGAGAUGUGACUGUAUACAAACUAAAGGACGAGAUCUCAGAAGCAGCAAACAGACUGGCAUUUCUGCUGGACUAUGCCAGUCUCCAAUAUGAUGACUUGAAGCUGAACAGUACAGUUUUCCACUGGCCGGAGCAGAUAGAGACAGUGUUUGAGGUCAAUAGCAACCGUUUAAUGUCCAGAAGAGAUCAAGCCGAGGAGGAUCUGAGGAAACGGCGCAUUGACUUUGAAAAAUUACUCAAAGGUUACAGUAAAGAAAUAGAAGCUUUUAAAAAGCGUGAGAUUAUGACCAUCGAAGAGAUGAAAAACAAUGUUGAAAAACUUAAAGAACUGGACAAGAAUUUAAAUGCAGCUCUUACUCAAUUUGAGGCCAUCAAUAAAGAAGAGGAAUUACUUGAAUGGGAGAAGAGUCAAUUUCCUUUGCUGCAAGAAACAAUGAUGAAUAAGUUGCCAUUUGAACAACUCUGGGAAACUGCUUACAAUUUCCAUUGUAAAUCAGAGGAAUGGAUGAAUGGUGCUUUUCAGGAUUUAAAUGCAGAAGACAUCACUGAAGAAAUCGGAAACAUGUGGAGGAAUAUGUACAAGAUGUCCAAGAGUUUUACAGAUUUGCCAGGACCCAAACGGGUUGCAGAGAAUGUGAAAAUGAAAAUUGAUAAAUUCAAAGUGCAUCUUCCUAUAAUUUCAGUAAUCUGCAACCGUGGAAUGAGGACACGACAUUGGGAAAUGAUCAGUGACAUUGUUGGCUUUGAUGUUACACCUGCAUCUGACACAUCCCUAAUUAACAUGUUGGAGUAUGGAUUAUCAAAGUUUGUUGAAAAACUUGAAGUGAUUGGAGCCUCUGCAAGCAAAGAGUACUCUCUAGAAAAGGCAUUGGAGAAAAUGAAAUCUGAAUGGUCUUCUAUGAACUUUAUAUUUGUGAACUAUAGGGAUUCUAACACCAGUAUCUUGUCGUCAGUUGAUGAUAUCCAAUUGCUUCUUGAUGAUCACAUAAUUAAAACACAGACCAUGUGUGGCUCGCCGUUUAUUAAACCGAUCGAAGACGAAGCCAGGGAAUGGGAACAGAAACUGGUCCUGAUGCAGGACAUCUUAGAUUCUUGGUUAAGAUGUCAAUCAACCUGGCUCUACUUGGAACCCAUAUUUAGUUCUGAAGAUAUUAUUGCACAGAUGCCAGAGGAGGGAAGGAAAUUUGGUAUUGUGGACAGCUACUGGAAAGACAUUAUGGCAGAGGCGGUUAAAGAUACCCGGGUGCUUGUUGCGACCCAGCAGGAAAACAUGUUGCAAAGACUUCAGGAAUCUAAUGUCCUCCUGGAAGACAUUCAGAGAGGUUUAAAUGCCUAUCUGGAAAAGAAAAGAUUAUUUUUCCCAAGAUUUUUUUUCCUCUCAAAUGAUGAGCUGCUUGAAAUUUUAUCUGAAACCAAAGACCCACUGCGUGUACAGCCACACCUGAAGAAAUGUUUCGAAGGAAUAGCCAAACUGGAGUUCACAGAUGAUUUGGAAAUCACUGGCAUGAUUAGUUCAGAGAAUGAAGUUGUUCCUUUAGCACAGAAAAUAUACCCUCAGAAGGCAAAAGGCAUGGUUGAGAAAUGGCUUUUGCAAGUUGAAGAAAACAUGCUAUCUAGUAUGAAACAGGUUAUCCACAAAGGGAUUGAAGGCUAUUUAGAGGUUCCUCGGAAGCAAUGGGUUCUUCAGUGGCCUGGUCAGGUUGUCAUUUGUGUCUCCACUAUUUACUGGACCAAGGAGGUAUCUGAAGCUAUAACAGAUGGGACUCUACCAGACUUUUUGCAGAAAAGCAAUAAGCAGAUCAGUGAGAUAGUUCAGCUGGUGAGAGGCAAGCUGUCUAGCGGUGCACGAGCUACUCUGGGAGCACUUACUGUCAUUGAUGUCCACGCUCGUGAUGUUGUUGAAAAACUAUCCAAGGACAAAGUCUCAAGUCUGAGUGACUUUCAGUGGCUCUCUCAGCUCAGAUAUUACUGGGAAGAUUGGGAUGUGGUGAUCAGAAUGAUAACCACAGAGGUGACGUAUGGUUACGAGUACCUGGGAAACUCUCCACGUCUGGUCAUAACUCCACUAACUGAUCGGUGCUACAGAACUUUAAUGGGAGCUCUGAAGCUGAAUCUGGGUGGUGCACCAGAAGGACCUGCAGGAACCGGCAAAACAGAAACAACUAAAGAUCUAGCAAAAGCCUUGGCCAAGCAGUGCGUUGUCUUUAAUUGCUCUGAUGGCCUUGACUACAAAGCCAUGGGUAAAUUUUUCAAAGGUCUCGCACAGUCUGGAGCUUGGGCCUGUUUUGACGAAUUCAACAGAAUUGAGGUUGAAGUAUUAUCUGUAGUAGCCCAGCAGAUUUUGAGCAUACAGCAGGCAAUCAUUCGAAAGCUUAAAGUAUUCUUGUUUGAAGGCACCGAGCUUACACUCAACCCAACCUGUUCUGUAUUCAUCACCAUGAACCCUGGAUAUGCCGGCCGAGCGGAACUCCCUGACAAUCUGAAGGCGUUAUUUCGCACUGUUGCUAUGAUGGUUCCAGACUACGCAUUGAUUGGGGAAAUAUCUCUUUACUCUAUGGGAUUUCUGGACUCUAGAAGCUUGGCCCAAAAAAUUGUUGCUACAUACAGAUUAUGCUCAGAACAGCUUUCUUCUCAGCACCAUUAUGAUUAUGGGAUGAGAGCAGUAAAGUCCGUACUGACUGCAGCAGGAAAUCUUAAAUUAAAAUACCCAGAGGAAAAUGAGAGCGUACUACUCCUGCGUGCUUUGUUGGACGUGAACCUUGCAAAAUUUUUAGCACAAGAUGUGCCCCUAUUUCAGGGAAUUAUUUCUGACCUUUUUCCGGGAGUGGUUCUUCCCCAGCCAGAUUAUGAUCUUUUUGUUCAUGCGUUGAAUGAAAAUAUUGCAAAGAUGAAGCUGCAACCAGUACCUUGGUUCAUUGGGAAAAUAAUACAGAUUUAUGAAAUGAUGCUUGUGCGUCAUGGUUUCAUGAUCGUUGGAGACCCCAUGGGUGGAAAAACAUGCGCUUACAAAGUCCUGGCAGGAGCACUUUCUGAUUUAUGCGCAGCCAAAUUAAUUGAAGAACAUGCCGUAGAGCUUCGUAUUAUCAAUCCCAAGGCAAUUACCAUGGGGCAAUUGUAUGGGUGCUUUGACCAAGUAAGUCAUGAAUGGACAGAUGGAGUACUCGCUACGACUUUUAGAGAUCAGGCAUCUUCAACAACGGAUGAUAGAAAGUGGAUAGUAUUCGAUGGUCCAGUGGAUGCUGUUUGGAUAGAAAAUAUGAACACUGUUCUAGAUGACAAUAAGAAGCUUUGCUUGAUGAGUGGAGAAAUAAUCCAGAUGAAUGCUAAAAUGAGUUUAAUUUUCGAGCCAGCAGAUUUGGAGCAAGCAUCUCCAGCCACUGUGAGCAGGUGUGGGAUGAUCUAUAUGGAACCCCACCAGCUUGGUUGGAAACCUUUGAAGGAUUCAUAUAUGGAAACACUGCCUGCCGAUCUCACAGAUGAACAUAAAGAACUGAUUAAUGACAUGUUUAACUGGCUCGUUCAACCUUGCUUGGACUUCAUCCGUCUUGAAUGCAAAUUUCUGGUACAAACGUCUCCUAUACAUCUAGCGUACAGUAUGAUGAGGCUGUACACUUGUCUGCUUGAUGAAAUUGCAGCAUCUGGUGAAGACGGGAAAGAACCAAUGACCAGCCAGCAGAUUACAUUGUGGUUGCAAGGACUCUUCCUGUUUGCAGUGGUUUGGUCAAUUGGUGGAACUAUUAAUUCUGACAGCAGAAAAAAAUUUGAUAUUUUCUACCGUAACCUCAUAAUGGGAAUGGACGAUAAGCACCCACGACCCAAAAGCGUAAAACUGACAAAAAACAAUGUGAUGCCUGAGAGAGGGAGUGUCUAUGACUAUUAUUUUCACAAGCAAGCCAGCGGCCAGUGGAAUGUAUGGACAGAAUACAUUACUAAGGAAGAACUGACUAUUUCCCCGACUGCUAAGGUGUCUGAUCUCAUUAUUCCUACAAUGGAAACUGCUAGACAGAGCUUCUUCCUGAAAACAUAUAUAGAUCAUUGUAUUCCUUUACUGUUUGUUGGGCCGACUGGAACCGGCAAAUCUGUAAUAACCAACAGCUUCUUAAUAAAGCUCCCAAAAAAUGCAUACAUUGCCAACUGCAUAAACUUCUCGGCAAGGACAUCAGCUAAUCAGACACAAGAUAUUAUAUUUUCUAAGUUAGAUCGUAGAAGAAAAGGUCUUUACGGACCUCCAGUGGGGAAGAAAGCUGUGGUUUUUGUGGAUGAUUUAAAUAUGCCAGCAAAGGAGGUGUAUGGAGCCCAGCCACCAAUUGAGUUACUUAGACAGUGGAUAGACCAUGGACACUGGUAUGACAGAAAGGAUACCUCACGUCUGGAUAUUGUAGAUGUUCUGCUUGUGACAGCAAUGGGUCCACCUGGUGGUGGGAGGAAUGACAUUACAGGUCGUUUCACCCGUCAUUUAAACAUUGUGUCCAUAAAUGCUUUUGAUGAUGAAACGUUGACUAAAAUCUUUUGCUCCAUAUCUGACUGGCACUUCAGCAAAGGAUUUGAUGUAACAUUUCUGAGAACUGGCAAGAUUAUGAUACAGGCCACCAUGGCGAUUUAUAAGACAGCUGUGGAAAACUUUCUUCCGACCCCAUCAAAGUCUCAUUAUGUCUUUAAUUUGCGAGACUUUUCGCGCGUUGUACGAGGAGUGUUGCUGUGUCCACAUACACAUCUGCAGGAUAACGACAAACUUAUCAGGCUUUGGAUCCAUGAAGUGUACCGCGUAUUCUAUGAUCGUUUAAUUGACAAUGAGGACAGAAAUGUUUUUUUCAACAUGGUAAAGGAAAUAACAUCAAAUUGCUUCAAGCAGAGCAUUGACAAGGUUCUUAGCCAUUUAGCCCCUACUGGAAAAGUGGUCGAUGAUAACAUUCGGAGCCUCUUCUUUGGAGACUAUUUCAAGCCUGAUACGGAUGUUAAAGUCUAUGAUGAAAUCACAGACUUAAAGCAACUGACCUCUGUCAUGGAAUACUAUCUUGAUGAAUUUAAUAAUGUCAGCAAGGCACCAAUGUCUUUGGUUAUGUUUAAGUUUGCCAUAGAACAUAUAUCUAGAAUCUGCAGAGUACUAAAACAAGAUAAUGGACAUUUACUAUUGGUUGGAAUUGGUGGAAGCGGGCGGCAAAGUGCAACCAAACUAGCCACUUUCAUGAACACAUUUGAGCUUUUCCAAAUUGAAAUUACGAAGAACUACACCAUAAACGAAUGGCGGGAUGAUAUAAAAAAAAUGAUGAUACAAGCUGGUGUUGCAGGAAAAAACACAGUCUUUCUUUUCUGUGAUAACCAAAUCAAAGAUGAGGUUUUUGUGGAAGACAUAAACAUGCUUCUAAACACAGGAGAUGUACCGAACAUCUUUCCAGCGGAUGAGAAGGCGGAGAUUGUCGACAAGAUGCAGUCAAUAGCAAGGGCAGAAGGCAAGAAAAUUGAAGCUACUCCAAUGGCUAUGUAUAACUUCUUCAUCGAAAGAGUGAAAGCCAAUCUGCAUAUUGUAUUAGCAAUGAGUCCUAUUGGCGAUGCUUUUCGAAACCGUCUACGCAUGUUUCCAUCUCUAAUUAACUGCUGUACUAUUGAUUGGUUCCAAACAUGGCCAACUGAUGCCUUAGAAAUGGUAGCAAACAAAUUCUUGGAAGAUGUACAGCUUGAUGAUGAUGUUAGAAAAGAGGUUGUCUCAAUGUGCAAAUAUUUUCAGGAAAGUGUCAAGGAGUUGUCUGACGGAUAUUACAGCACGCUUAGACGACAUAACUAUGUGACCCCGACAUCCUACUUAGAGCUUAUUCUUACUUUCAAGACCCUGUUAAAUACUAAAAGACAUGAAGUAGACACAAUGAGAAAUCGCUACCUUGUAGGUUUGCAGAAACUUGAAUUUGCUUCAUCACAAGUCUCAGUUAUGCAAAAAGAACUCACCGCUCUUCAGCCUGAAUUGAUAAAAACGUCAGCCGAAACUGAAAAAAUGAUGAUCAAAAUAGAGAAACAGACAAUUGACGCUGAUGCAAAAAAAGAGCUGGUUUCUGCUGAUGAAAAGGAGGCUAACGAGGCCGCGGCGGCUUCAAAAGCAAUCAAGGAUGAAUGUGAAGGAGACCUUGCUGAGGCUAUGCCUGCGCUGGAAGCUGCUGUAUCUGCCCUCGACACCCUCAACCAGUCCGACAUCACGCUGGUGAAGUCUAUGCAGAGUCCUCCUGCUCCUGUUAAGCUCGUCAUGGAAAGCAUCUGUGUCAUGAAAAACAUAAAGCCAGAUAGGAAACCCGACCCAAGUGGAUCAGGUAAAAUGGUGGAGGACUUCUGGGGACCAUCCAAAAAAGUACUGGGAGAUUUGAAGUUUCUUGAGAGUUUAAAGGUCUAUGAUAAAGAUAACAUCUCUCCUAUAAUUAUGAAGAGGAUCAGAGAAAAAUUUAUUGGCAAUUCUGAUUUUCAUCCUUCCGUUAUUAAAAAUGUUUCCUCAGCCUGUGAAGGUCUAUGCAAAUGGGUUAGAGCUAUGGAGAUAUAUGAUCGAGUGGCAAAAGUAGUUGCACCAAAACGUGAACGUCUUAAAGAAGCACAAGACAAACUUGCUAUACAAAUGCAGCAGCUGAAUAUAAAACGAGCAGAGCUUAAGGCCGUAGAAGACCGUCUUCAAGCACUGAAUGAUGAAUUUAAUGCUAUGAAUGACAAGAAGGAAGAACUUGCUAAGAAUAUUGAAAUCUGUUCUCAGAAAUUGAUACGGGCUGAGAAACUUAUUAGUGGCUUAGGAGGAGAGAAAGACCGAUGGACAGAAGCUGCAAGAUUAUUAGGAAUAAAGUACACAAACCUUACUGGAGAUGUACUUCUAUCUUCCGGCACAGUUGCCUAUUUAGGAGCUUUUACAGUAGACUAUCGUACAGAAUGUCAAAACCAAUGGCAAAUUAUAUGCAAAGAGAAGAAGAUUCCUUGUUCAAAUGACUUUAGUCUGAAUACUACUUUAGGAGAUCCAGUUAAAAUCCGUGCAUGGCAGAUAGCAGGUUUGCCUGUUGACUCUUUCUCAAUAGACAAUGGUAUUAUUGUGUCUAAUUCAAGAAGAUGGUCUUUGAUGAUUGAUCCUCAAGGACAAGCCAAUAAAUGGAUAAAAAACAUGGAAAAAACCAAUAAGCUAUAUGUUAUCAAGCUCACAGAUGCAAAUUAUACAAGAACUUUAGAAAAUGCUAUUCAGUUUGGAAAUCCAGUCUUACUUGAAAACCUUGGUGAGGAAAUAGAUGCCAUUUUGGAGCCCCUGUUGCUAAAACAAACAUUUAAACAGCAAGGUGUGGAGUAUAUUAGACUAGGUGAAAACAUUGUAGAAUACUCAAAAGAUUUUAGACUCUAUAUGACCACUCGUUUAAGAAAUCCACACUAUCUCCCAGAAGUGGCUGUGAAGGUGUGUCUGCUAAACUUUAUGAUAACACCGUUGGGUCUUCAAGAUCAACUUCUUGGUAUUGUAGCUGCAAAAGAAAAACCUGAACUGGAGGAAAAGAAGAAUCAACUCAUCAUAGAAAGUGCAACCAACAAGAAGCAACUAAAAGACAUAGAGGACAAAAUAUUAGAAGUUCUCUCUACUUCACAAGGAAAUAUUUUAGAAGAUGAAACAGCUAUUAAAGUUUUGUCAUCUUCAAAGCUACUUUCAGAGGAAAUUUCAGAAAAACAACAAAUUGCCUCUGCAACUGAGAAAGAAAUUGAUCAAACAAGAAUGGGAUACAAACCAGUUGCUGUUCAUUCAUCCAUUGCCUUCUUCUGUAUUUCUGACUUGGCCAACAUUGAACCAAUGUACCAGUAUUCACUAACAUGGUUUAUUAACCUUUAUGUUCAUUCACUUGCCCACAGUAAAAAGAGUGAAGAUCUUCAAGAAAGAAUAGCAAAUAUAAAAGAACAUUUUACAAAAAAUAUUUAUAAUAAUGUCUGCCGCUCUUUGUUUGAAAAAGACAAACUCCUUUUCUCACUUCUUUUGACCAUAGGUAUUAUGAAAGGAGAAGACAAAAUAAAUGAUGAGAUUUGGCGUUUCCUUCUAACAGGUGGUGUAGCACUUGAUAAUCCAUAUCCAAACCCUGCUCCUGGAUGGCUAUCUGAUAAAUCUUGGGCUGAGAUUGUACGUGCUUCCAAUUUACAACCACUUCAUGGGUUCAUGAAUCAUAUACAGGACAACCUUUCAAAAUGGAAAAAUAUUUAUGACUCACUUCAACCCCAAGAUGAGGAAUUACCAGAUGAGUGGCAACUGUUGACUGGAAUUAAUCGAAUGGUUAUUCUUAGAUGUCUUAGACCUGAUAAAAUGGUUCCUGCUGUUCAGGAAUUCAUAGCACAAAACAUGGGCAGAACAUACAUUGAACCACCAACGUUUGACCUCGCUGGGAGCUAUAAUGAUUCAAACUGUUGUGCACCAUUGAUUUUUGUUUUAUCACCUGGUGCUGACCCUAUGGCAGGCUUGUUAAAGUUUGCAGAAGACCUUGGCAUGGGGGGAGAAAACCUUCAGACCAUUUCCCUCGGACAGGGCCAGGGACCCAUAGCAGCAAAUAUGAUCACACAGGCUAUUAAAGAUGGGACAUGGGUCGUUUUGCAGAACUGUCACCUUGCCACCAGCUGGAUGCCAGCACUAGAGAAAAUCUGUGAAGAGACCAUAGUGUCUGAGAAUACCAAUGAGAAGUUCAGGCUGUGGCUGACCAGCUACCCCUCCGACAAAUUUCCAGUCAGUAUUCUUCAGAACGGUGUGAAAAUGACCAAUGAGCCCCCAAAGGGACUGAGAGCGAACUUGCUGCGAUCGUACUUGAAUGACCCGAUAUCCGACUCUGCUUUCUUCAAUAGCUGCAAGAAAACCGAAAUGUGGCAGAAACUGCUUUUUGGGCUUUGUUUUUUCCAUGCUCUAGUGCAAGAAAGAAGGAACUUUGGACCAUUAGGCUGGAACAUUCCCUAUGAAUUCAACGAGUCUGACCUACGAAUAAGCAUGAGACAGAUUCAGAUGUUUCUGAACGAGUAUGAAGACGUGCCGUAUGAAGCUCUGACAUAUUUAACAGGUGAAUGUAACUACGGUGGCCGAGUGACAGAUGACAAAGACAGGCGGCUUCUCCUGUCCCUGCUGUCUAUAUUCUAUAAUAAGGAUAUACAGCAAGAGAAAUACAGACUAUCAUCAGGAGACGUUUACUAUGUUCCUCCAUAUGGAACCUACCAGUCUUUUGUUGAGUAUAUACGAAGCUUACCUAUUAUUACGCACCCAGAGGUAUUUGGACUCCAUGAAAAUGCAGAUAUCACCAAAGAUAAUCAGGAGACAAACCAGCUUUUUAAUGGGGUGCUGUUGACUUUACCCAGGCAAACCGCGGGAAGUGGAAAGUCUCCUCAGGAAACGGUUGAUGAUUUAGCAAAGGAUAUUCUGCACAAGUUGCCAAAUGACUUUAAUCUGGAGGAGGUGAUGGCAAAGUAUCCUGUGGUCUAUGAAGAAUCAAUGAAUACUGUGCUGAGACAAGAAUUAAUCCGAUUUAACAGGCUCACUGAGGUUGUGCGGAGCAGCCUGAUAAACAUGGGAAAAGCCAUCAAAGGGCAGGUGUUGAUGUCCUCUGAACUGGAAAAUGUAUUUAACAGUAUGUUGGUGGGUAAAGUGCCCGCAAUGUGGGCAUCAAAGUCCUAUCCAUCUCUAAAACCACUGGGCAGCUAUGUGUCUGAUCUACUCUCCCGAUUGCAGUUCUUACAGGACUGGAUAGAUAACGGACCACCCAAGGUCUUCUGGGUUUCUGGGUUUUAUUUCACUCAGUCAUUCCUGACUGGAGUCUCACAGAAUUAUGCUAGAAAAUAUACUAUUCCCAUUGAUCACAUCGGAUUUGAGUUUGAGGUAACCAAUCAGGAGACCACUAUGGAUGAGUCACCAGAAGAUGGAGCAUAUAUACGUGGACUCUUUUUGGAAGGAGCACGAUGGGACCGAACUACAAUGCUGAUUGGAGAAUCUAUUUCUAAAAUACUCUAUGAUCCUUUGCCUAUUAUCUGGCUGAAACCUGGAGACAGUUCAAGAUUUUUGCAUGAAAACAAAUACUUUUGCCCAGUAUAUAAAACCAGCGAAAGAAAAGGAACCCUCUCAACAACAGGACAUUCAACGAACUACGUGUUGUCUAUAGAGUUACCAUCAGACAAACCUCCGAAGCACUGGAUAAACCGCGGAGUUGCAGCAUUGUGUCAGCUUGAUGAUUAAUUGGGUGUUAAUUUAAAUUGCCAAGUCAAUGACUGUAUCUUAUAUGUGCAGUACCUAAUCAAACAUACGUAUGUAAUAUGUGCCUUAAAGUUUUAUUCUGUUCAGAACAGUACAAUAAAAAUAAUAAAUACUAA